AUGGUAGGGCUGCAGGUCUGCGUGCUUCUGAUCUCCACCAUGCUCAGCUUCAGCUCUGGAGAAAGAAGCAGCAGUCUGAAGGAUCAGGAGGACGAUGAUGGAGGCACAUCAACCAACUGCAGGAACGUCAAACAUGCACUUUUGGAGAAAGGAUUUACUUCUGUUAGGAUCCACCAGCACCCCACUGCAGGUGAGCAGCUGAGGGUUUGUUCUCAGGAGAGAACCUGCUGCAGGCUGGAGAUGGAGGAGCUUCUGCUCCAGCACAGUAAACUUCAGCUGGAGACGCUGGUGGAGGAGAGCAGCUCGGCCCUUCGCUCCAUCUUCACCAACAAACACAAGAAGUUUGACGAGUUUUUCCUGGAGUUGCUGGACAGCUCGGAGAGGUCUCUGAACGUCCUGCUGGCGAGAACCUACAGAAAGCUGUUCAGCCACAACUCGGAGCUGCUGGAGGACCUGUUCUCAGAACUGCGGCGCUACUACACAGGGGGCAACGUCAACCUGGAGGAGAUGCUAAGCGAUUUCUGGGCGCGGCUCCUGGAGAAGAUGUUCCAGCUGCUGAACGCUCGUUUCUCCUUCACGGACGAUUAUCUGGAGUGUGUUAGCAAGUACACGGACCAGCUGUGGCCCUUCGGAGCUGCGCCGCGCAAACUCCGCCUCCAGAUCACACGCGCCCUCGCUGCCGCCCGCACCUUCGUCCAGGGGCUGAUGGUGGGACGGGAGGUGGCCAACCGUGUAGCCAAGGUGAACGUGUCCCCGGGUUGCAGUAAGGCUCUGGUCCGGAUGCUGUACUGUCCGUACUGCGGAGGGUUUGUGGGACUGAAGCCGUGCAGGAGUUACUGUCAGAACGUACUGAAGGGCUGCCUGGCCAACCAAGCCGACCUGGACCUGGAGUGGAACGUCUUCAUCGACUCCAUGCUCCUGGUAGCUGGCCGGUUGGAGGGACCGUUGAGUAUCGAGGCGGUGAUGGAGCCGAUCGAUGUGAAGAUCUCUGAGGCCAUCACGACUCUACAGGAGAACAGUCCGCACCUCUCGGCCAAGGUGUUUCAGGGUUGCGGUCACCCCAAACCUCUGGCGUCUGGAUCGGGUCGGAGCAGCCGCAGUGCUGAGGAAGCGUUUCAUGAUCGGUUCAGACCGUCCAGCACCGACGAUCCUAAACUCUCACACACCUCCGGACUACAGAGACUGAGGAACGUUUGGAGAACCAUGCAGCUCAGUGUUCUGGAUCUGAAGCAGAAGCUGAAGCAGGUCAGGAGGUUCUGGUCAGCGCUGCCCGAGCAGAUCUGCUCCAGAGAGACUCUGAUCGAGCCGGACAGUCAGCAGUGCUGGAACAGUCACACCAAAGGAAGAUAUUUCCCGGAGGUGGUGAAGGACGGCCUGACCAAUCAGCUGAGUAACCCGGAGGUGGAGAUGGACGUCACGCGUCCCGACACCUUCAUCCGGCAGCAGAUCAUGGCUCUGAGAGUGAUGAGCAACAAACUGAGGAACGCCUACAACGGCAACGACCUCAGCUUCCAGGACUCCAGUGAUGAGGUCAGCGGCUCCGGCAGUGGGAGUGGCUUCACCACGGAGUUCGAGCUCACGGUGACGGAGGCGCCGGCGGUAGAGGUGGGGCGGAGAGACCAGGCCACGCCCCUCAGACCAGCGUCUGAUAUAGCCACGCCCCUCAGGCCUGUUAAGGACAAAGCCCCACCCGCUUCCCCCUCAGCUCUGACUCUGCUGCUCACUGUGCUGCUGCUGUUCUGGUGGAGAUAA
Molecule: messenger RNA, 1752 nt
Organism: Trichomycterus rosablanca
Lineage: Eukaryota; Metazoa; Chordata; Actinopteri; Siluriformes; Trichomycteridae
Gene: gpc6a
Product: glypican 6a
Exons: 10
Coding region: 1-1752 (583 amino acids)
Biological process (GO): regulation of protein localization to membrane; regulation of signal transduction; cell migration
Cellular component (GO): extracellular region; synapse; cell surface
Molecular function (GO): protein binding
Source: RefSeq, a predicted model, not a curated record